AUGGCUUCCGGACUGUCAGGUUUCUUUAUAUUCAACGCCAAGGGAGAAGUAUUGAUAUCCAGGCUGUAUAGAACUGAUAUCAAACGCUCCAUAUCCGACGUAUUCCGCAUUCAAGUAAUUUCCUCAACAGACGUACGCUCGCCCAUAACGACACUCGGCUCUACAUCCUUCUUCCACGUCAGACACGAAAAUCUGUAUCUCGUCGCAGUCACAAAACUAAAUGCAAACGCUGCCUUGAUUUUCGAAUUCUUAUACAAGAUAAUCACAUUGGGGAGAUCGUAUUUUGGGAAAUUCGAUGAAGAGGCUGUAAAGAAUAAUUUUACGCUGAUUUAUGAGUUGAUGGAUGAAAUCUGUGAUUUCGGGUAUCCACAGACGACGGAGCCUGAGACGCUAAAGUUGUAUAUUACGACGGAGGGGGUCAAGUCUGAACGUGCUGAGGAAGGAGCCAAAAUUGCCAUUCAAGCUACGGGAGCAGUCGCAUGGCGCAGACCAGAUAUUAAAUAUAGAAGGAAUGAGGCAUUCGUUGAUGUUGUCGAAUCUGUGAAUCUGCUCUUGUCUCAGAAGGGAACAAUACUCCGCGCAGACGUAUCAGGCCAAGUGCUAAUGCGCGCUUACCUCUCUGGCAUGCCAGAAUGUAAAUUCGGACUGAACGACAGCUUACUCCUCGACCAAGAAAACAAAACUGAUCGGUCUGGAUUUGCGCCAUCUAGUAGUGGGAAGAAGGGAGGAGCGGUUGAAUUAGAUGAUUGUCAGUUCCAUCAGUGUGUGAAGCUGGCCAAGUUUGAUAGUGAUAGGACAAUUAGUUUUAUACCUCCUGAUGGAGAGUUUGAGCUUAUGAGGUAUCGAACCACGGAAAACAUUCAUUUGCCGUUCAAGGUACAAGCUGUAGUGAAUGAGAUUAGUUCUACGAGGGUAGAGUUUAAGGUUGCUGUAAGGUCUAAUUUCCCACCAAAACUAUUCGCCCAAAAUGUCGUCAUAAAAAUCCCAGUACCCACUAAUACAGCAUCAACACGUGUACUGGUGACUGCCGGUAAAGGCAAAUAUGUUGGGUCUGAGAAUUCCUUUGUUUGGAAGAUUGCACGCUUCCAAGGCCAACAAGAAUUCGUCUUCUCCGGUGAAGCCGAUCUCACCACAACCACAAACAAGAAGGUCUGGUCACGACCUCCUAUAUCCAUGGAUUUCCAGGUGCUGAUGUUUACGGCGUCGGGUUUAAUGGUGAGGUUUUUGAAGAUAUUUGAAAAGAGUAAUUACCAGUCGGUUAAGUGGGUGAGGUAUAUGACAAAGGCUGGGACGUAUCAGAUACGGGAAAUGGAUUCGACACUUUUUAAGCUGAACAAUUUGGAUUGGAUGUUUCGAUAUGUUCGAGUUAUUCUCGCAGAUGUUGAUGGAUUCUUUGUUAGCUACAUUGUUUCUCAAGCUCGAGAUCUUCAAUUUUCGGACACAACGCAACACAAGAACACUGAACUCAAACUAGACAUGAUGGGCUUCGUGGAUUGCAGAUUGGCAGUGACCAUACUCAAUGCAAAGUACUCUGUUGAAUUUCGAGUCUUCGGUUCUCUCGUAGACGAAGAAGGAAUAUUUGGCAACUUUGAUGAAGAGGCUGAUGAGAAUAAUUUUCAAUUGAUUCGGCAGUUGAAGUGGAGUAAAGGAGCCAAGAUCGCCAGUCGUGCUACAGGGGCAGCUGCACAGAACGACGCUUUGCACAGACGUAUCGCUCCAAGUGCUAUCGCGCGCGCCUACCUCUCCACGAUGCCAGAAUGCACCUGUGGACUCAACGCCCGUCUCUCCCUCGACAACGAAGACAGGACAGAUCCAGGCCAACAAGAAUUCGUCUUUUCCGGUGAAGCCGAUCUCACCACAACCGAAAACAAGAUGGUUUGGUCACAACCACCGCUAUCAAUGGAUUUCCAAAUGCUGAUGUUUACGUCUUCAAAAUUGAUGGUUGUUGAAGAUAUUUGA
This is a messenger RNA of Synchytrium microbalum, 1959 nucleotides long. RefSeq lists its product as uncharacterized. The coding region runs from base 1 to 1959 and encodes 652 amino acids. Gene Ontology annotation, cellular component: cytoplasmic vesicle; AP-2 adaptor complex. The transcript has 12 exons. Gene Ontology annotation, molecular function: clathrin-cargo adaptor activity. Lineage: Eukaryota; Fungi; Chytridiomycota; Chytridiomycetes; Synchytriales; Synchytriaceae. Gene Ontology annotation, biological process: clathrin-dependent endocytosis; intracellular protein transport. The record is from RefSeq and is a predicted model, not a curated record.